This is a messenger RNA of Notolabrus celidotus (New Zealand spotty), 2063 nucleotides long. RefSeq names its product butyrophilin subfamily 2 member A1-like. The record is from RefSeq and is a predicted model, not a curated record. The coding region runs from base 8 to 1684 and encodes 558 amino acids. The transcript has 5 exons. Lineage: Eukaryota; Metazoa; Chordata; Actinopteri; Labriformes; Labridae.
UUGUCUAAUGGAUGGAUUCUUCCUUAAACCUAAGCUCUGGUCCUGCAGUGCUUUGGUUUUCAAGCACCUUGUGAUGCUCCUGCUACUGAUAGACUCUAAUAAAGGCCAGUCUCUCGGGGUUGGACCCUCUCAAACAGUGGUGGCAUUAGUCGGUGAUAAUGUUACCUUGCCAUGUCACCUUGAACCUGCAAUGAAUGCUGUUUCAUUGGGUGUGGAGUGGGGGAGACCUGACCUGGAGCCAAGAUUUGUCCAUGUGUGGUAUGAGGGUCAAAACCUUCUGGAAAACCAAAAUCCAUCUUACAAAGGAAGAACAUCAAUGUCCAUGGAGAAACUGAGACAUGGAGACCUCUCACUGAGCCUGUCUGCAGUCAAACACUCUGAUAAUGGAGCUUAUAGAUGCUACUUUCCAUCACAGGACAAGCAGUCUACUGUUGAGCUUGUUGUUGGUUCUUUCUCCUCACCUCUCAUCACUCAUAUUUCUAAAAGUGGCAGUGGGGUGGUGGUAGAGUGUGAGUCUAAAGGCUGGUAUCCUGAGCCUGAAGUGUUGUGGCUGGACAGUGAGGGGAAAGUGUUCUCUGAUGGACCUACAGAGACCCUCAGAGGUCCUGAUGGUCUCCUUACUGUGAGCAGCAGAGUGACUGUGGAGAAGAGAGAGAGCAACAUCUUCACCUGUAGAGUCCAUCAGAGGAACAUCAACAGGACCAGAGAGACACACAUUCAGAUUUCAGAGGAUUUCUUUGAGACCUGUUCUUCCGCUGCUCAUGUCAGCAUCAUAGUGGUUCUUGUGCUCGGUGUUGUUUGUGCAGCUGCCUUUGUCUUUUGGAAAUGGAGACAAAAUCAAAUCAAAGAGGCAAAGCUGCAUCAGGUUGAAUCUGGAGAACCGGAGAGAGAAACAGAGAAACUCAUGGAAGAAAAAACUGAGGAUUUGGAGGAGAAAAAUAAAAGACCUGGAGAAGACUUGCAGAAGAAAGAGAAGGAGAAAAGGAAAAGACUUGAAGACUUGCAGAAGAAUUUGGAGGAGAAAAGGAAAACCCUUGAAGACUCGCAGAAGAAUUUGGAGGAGAAAAAGAAAAUCCUUGAAGACUCACAGAAGAAUUUGGAGGAGAAAAGGAGAAGACUUGAAGAAGACUCACAGAAGGAUUUGGAGGAGAAAAAGAGAAGACUUGAAGAAGACUCACAGAAGAAUUUGGAGGAGAAAAGGAGAAGACUUGAAGAAGACUUGCAGAAGGAUUUGGAGGAGAUAAGGAGAAGAGUUGAAGAAGACUUGAAGAAGAAAGAGGAAGAGGAGAAAGACUUGGAAAGAAAUGUUCAUAGACUGAUGGAGCAAAGCAAAGAGGUAAAGAAACAGAGAGAUGAAUUCAGACAUCAAGAAGAGGACAUGAAGAGAAACAUUAAAGAUAUUAAUGAUAGGUUUCAGUCAGCUGAGGAGAAGGCAGAAGGUGACCGAGCUCAGGGAUAUGUGGACAUGAAAAGAGUCGCAGUAACAGCUAAAAAUCAUCUGGAGAGUAGACAACAUGAAGAGUGGAAACUUGACCAUAAAACAGAUAUACUUCAGAAAACAACAGAUGAAGUGCUGAAAGUGAUGAAGGAGAGAAAGAGGGCAGUAGAGAGCAACAAGAGAGACAUCUGUGAACAACUGAGAGAGAUUCAGAGGAAACUUUCUGAACACAGACAGAAAACAUGACAGUAGAGACUAUCAACAGAACACAUGACAGUAGAGACUAUCAACAGAACACAUGACAGUAGAGACUAUUAACAGAACACAUGACAGUAGAGACUAUCAACAGAACACAUGACAGUAGAGACUAUCAACAGAACACAUGACAGUAGAGACUAUCAACAGAAAACAUGACAGUAGAGACUAUCAACAGAACACAUGACAGUAGAGACUAUCAACAGAACACAUGACAGUAGAGACUAUCAACAGAAAACAUGACAGUAGAGACUAUCAACAGAACACAUGACAGUAGAGACUAUCAACAGAAAACAUGACAGUAGAGACUAUCAACAGAAAACAUGACAGUAGAGACUAUCAACAGAAAACAUUUAACAAGUUGAUUUUU